AUGGCGCCAAAACCUCAAGAUUUCGUGGGUUCAAAGAAAGAUGAGUGCCAGGUCUGUCUUGACGAUGCGGUUGUCAUCUCUGGUAUGUCAGGACUCUACCCUGACUGUCACAGUGUUAAGGAGCUCUCGGAUGUGCUAUACAAUAAGGUCAACCCUAUAUCUGCCGAAAAUCCACGUUGGGAAUACAAUCAUCCAGAGGUAAUUGACUCCAUUGGAAAAGCACCUGACAUAGAACACUUCGAUGCUCAGUUCUUCAAGGUGCAUUAUCGCCAAGCCUCUAGCAUGGAUUCCAUGUCUAGAAAGAUUUUGGAACAAUCUUACCAGGCUAUUUAUGACGCAGGUGUAAACUGUGAAUACCUUUCUGGCAAAAAAGUGGGCGUCUACCUUGGGAGCUCUUUUUCGGAGACUGAGAAGUCGUGUGUUUAUGUCAAUAAUAUUAAUGGUGGCUUGGGUAUUUCUGGAUGUAGUAAAGCUAUGUUCGCGAACCGUAUCUCCUAUUGGUUGAACUCCAAGGGGCCAUCAAUGGUUGUGGACCAGGCCUGCUGCAGUUCCUCUGUGGCUCUAGAACUUGCUUACCAAGCAAUCAAACGUGGCGAUUGUGAGGCUGCUCUUGUAGGGGGCUCUGUUCUAUGUCUUCAUCCACAUUCUUUCAUACAUUAUGGAAGAAUCAUGCCUUUAAGCAAGGAUGGAAAAACAAGAUCUUUUGAUCAGAAAGGAUGUGGAUGUGCUAAAUCUGAUGCGAUUAACGUAAUCUUCUUACAAAAAGCGAAAGAUGCUGUCAGAGUCUACGCAGAAUUGGUGCAUGUAAGAUCAGAAUUUACAUCAUUUGUGGAAGGCGAAGAAGGUCCAAGAUUUGGUUUCUACCGUAACCCAAAAGAAGUUGCUAACUUCAUGAAGAAGUUUUACGACGAUGCCAAGGUUUCACCGAAAGAAAUCGAAUUUGUUGAAGCGUUUGGUUCUGGGAUGGUGGAAGCCGAUGAAGCUGAACUAGAGGCUAUUGAUGAAGUUUUCUGCAAAGGCCGUACUGACUCGCUACCCAUCGGCAGUGUUAUGUCCAAUAUUGGUUAUAGUGAGGCAGCUUGUGGGAUAUCUUCUAUAACUAAGGUCCUACUGGGUUUUGAAAGAGGUGAAUUCGCAGCGAACAUCAACCUUGAAAUGCCACGGGAUGACGUAGCAGCAAUCCGUGAUGGUCGAAUUAAAGUGAUCACGGAUCAUUAUCCAACGAAUCAUGGCUAUGUUGCAGUCAACACUUUCUCAGUUAUGGGCUCAAAUGCCCACGUACUUCUUAAAGGACGUUAUAAACCAAAGGACAUACCCCGAUACAAAAGCAGCAUUCCCCACCUGGUUCUGAUAUCCGGGAGACAGGACUCUUCAGUGAGAAAGAUUUUCAACGAUCUAAAGAGUCGGCCAGUGGAUCCCGAGGAACUGGCUCUCUUUCGUAAUAUUCAUAAGGCCCACAUCGCCGGACAUUUGGGACGUGGAUAUUUGCUUCUUGACACAAAUGAAGACAAUGAAACGGUGACCCUAUGUGAGAAAUGCGAUUACUUCGAUAACGCCGGUCGCCCUCUCUGGUUCGUCUAUAGUGGUAUGGGAUCGCAAUGGACCGGCAUGGGUACUCAACUCAUGCGCAUUCCAGUUUUUGCAGCUGCAAUUGAGAAGUGUCACGGUGUGCUGAAGCCAAAAGGCAUAGAUAUUGUGGACAUAAUCACGUCACCAGAUAAAACAACCUUCGAUAACAUCUUACACUCCUUCGUAGGUAUUGCCGCUGUACAAAUUGGUCUCACAGAUGUUUUAUCAUCUAUAGGAAUCUUCCCGGAUAAAAUUAUUGGUCACAGUGUAGGCGAGUUGGGAUGCGCAUACGCAGAUGGCUGUUUUACAGCCGAAGAAAUGGUCCUUUCUGCUUACUGCCGUGGCCUUGUCUCCAAACAAACACCGUUCAUUAAAGGCUCCAUGGCUGCUGUUGGUUUGGGUCAUACUCAGAUUUCUAAACUAUGUCCACCUCAAAUACAAGUGGCGUGUCACAACAGUUCCGAGUCUUGCACCAUAUCAGGCCCUGUUGAUGUUAUGAAAGAAUUUGUUGCAAAAUUAACAGCUCAGAACAUUUUCGCCAAAGAGGUUCCCUGUUCCAACAUCGCGUAUCAUUCUCGUUAUAUUGCGGAAGCAGGUCCCGGCUUACAGAAGUACUUAAGUGAAAUCAUUACAAACCCAAAGCCGCGCAGUGAACGUUGGCUCUCCACCUCAGUUCCAGAAAGCAGAUGGGACGAGGAAUCAGCCAAGUAUUCAUCUCCAGAAUAUCACACUAAUAACCUAUUGAAUCCGGUCCUUUUCGAAGAGACAUCUCGCCAUAUUCCCGCUAACGCUGUGCUCAUAGAAAUAGCUCCUCACGGGCUACUUCAAGCCAUUCUCAAGAGAUCCUUACCCGAAAGUUGCCAGAACAUUUCCCUUACACGCCGAGGACACCCAGACAAUGCGAGGUUUUUAUUAGAAGCGAUUGGACAGAUUUAUAUGGAAGGCUACCACCCUAAGAUUCAAGAAUUAUAUCCGAAAAUCGUGUUUCCUGUAUCCACUGGCACCCCAAUGCUCGCACACCAUGUUGAGUGGGCACAAUCUGAGACUUGGCCACUACCCCUAUUCAAGAUGGAAAAUCGUAAGAAUGCAGCCGCGUGCCGUUUUGUCAUUUCCAUACAUGACGAUGAACAUAAAUACCUCCGAGGGCAUGUUGUGAAAGAUGUAACCGUGUACCCAUAUGCGGGAGCACUAAUGUGCGUGUGGGACACUCUGUCGAUGGUAUAUGGGGUGGAGCGACAGCAUAUAUCAGUAAGAUUCCAGGAUGUUCACUUCAAAGUACAACCUUUGUUGCAUGAGCAGCAUCAGUUACGCCUGAAUGUCAAUUUGCAUCGUGGUACUGGAAGGUUUGAGGUAACUACAGACAAUUCAGAAAUUAUAUCUGGGUAUAUAAUUCGGAAAUAUGAAAGAGGGGUGUUUAAAGAAGAAUUUAAUGAAGAAUUAAUUUUAACGUCGGAGGAUGUCUCCAAACUAUUGAAGACCAAGGAAUAUAAUUUCUCCGGAGACUUUUUAAGCAUCAAAAAUGCGGCCACAUCUUUUAAUCAAGCUAAAAUACUCUGGAAAAAUAAUUGGGUGACGCUGAUUGACGGCUUACUUCAAUUAACUAUGCUACAGCAAAGAUCGGGCGUUUCUGAGUUGGAUUACAUCCGUCAAAUUGACCUGAAUGUAAAAGAACUAUUUAAUAUUGAGACGGAUCAAAUUAAUAAUAACAAUUCAGUUCUGGUUGAUGGUUAUGUUUCGGAUACCCUAGACGUUUCUUGGUGUCCUGGAGUAUCACUUCAUAAUGUCAGAUUCCGUUCUCUCCAAGCGAGCAACGGGAAUGUUUCUUUAAAAGUAAACAAAUUUGUGCCUCAUUUCCCUAAGGGAAUAAGUAAUGAAACAUCCGCGCUUUCGGUGUUCUUCCAAAUAAUAGCUGAAAAUUUAAACAAAAGCACAAUACAUGCAUUAGUUGUUGACGAGGCCGGCCCUAAGUUUGGUCAAUUGAAAGCCAUUACUCGAGAGAUUCCGGGGGUCAAAGUAAACCUUGCAUGUGUAGAAAAGAGUAGUCUUAACAAACUCACCAAUAUUGAAAACCAAUUUCAUGUAUUGCUUCUAUCUGACCUAUCAUUCCAGGAAUCUAUUACAGAAACCCUACAUAACAUCCUUCCACGUGGUUUCUUUAUCAUAAACAAGGAAUUCUCGGAACCAAAACAAAGAUUGGCUUCUCUCUACAGCCCAUUGUCAAUGCACAACACUUCUAAUGCUAAAGUCCAACUGCUGCGUUGGCGCCCAACCCCAUCCUGUUCCAUUUCUAGCACAGUCGCUGUUCAGUCUACUAAGGAUAUUGCUUUGUUAAACACCAGGCUUUCCCAACUUCCUCCUAAUCAUAACCUCGUUAUAGUAUCCACAUAUCCAUAUAUCUCAGAGUUGAAACAGUUAGUACAACAACGGAGGAAUGUGAGCGUCGGAAACGAUAAAAAUAUAUUCUUGAUGGAACUAAACCAAAGUUUGAAAGAAAAGAGUUUGAGAACUCUACCAUCUCUAAAUCUAACUUUCAAUACAUUGGAUCACGGCGUCCUGGGAGGCAAAUACUACCUGCCGGUAGAAAGUCAAGCGCAAUUCACGAGAAAUGCAAUACUCCAGACCUCUAACAUUGGAGACAUCGAUUCAUUGACCUGGGUUGAAGCCCCUGAGCUUUCGGGAGCAGGGAUUGAUGUAGAGGUACACUAUUCUACAUUGAAUAGCCUCGAUGCAAAAAGGUGCAUGGGAGCGAUACCUGUUGAUUUUAAUUCGGACCUAACGUUUGGAAUGGACUUUAGUGGUGUGACUGAAAAUGGAGUCCGUGUGAUGGGUAUUAUUAAAUCGGGUUCCGUGAGUAAAAUGGUGCGAGCCAAGAGUGAGCAAUUAUGGCCUGUGCCUGCGCAUUGGACCCUUGAGGAUGCCGCUACCGUGCCUUUGGCCUACUGUUUGGCCUUCUACUGCUUGACCAGCAGGAGUCGCUUAGUACCUGGUAUGAGAAUUCUAGUUCAUGGUGGAACAGGAGCAUUAGGCCAAGCUACAAUCUCCAUUGCACUCGCCUUUGGCUGUGAAGUUUUUACCACGGUCAGUGACCAGGCGAAGAAGCAAUUCGUUAGAAAACUCUUCCCUCAAUUGAAAGAGGACCAUAUCGGUAACUCCCGAGACCACACCUUUGGAGACAUGGUGAUGUCAGCUACGAACGGUAGGGGUUGCGAAAUCAUCAUCAGCUGCGCAAAUAAGGAGUUAAAGAAUGUGUCAAUUAGAUGUCUGGGCGAAUACGGGGUCUAUUACGAUGCUAGUCUAUUACACGAACAUGAAAACUUUUUCCUGGGAAUGAAUCACUUUACAAAAUGCCGCUCUUAUGCCACCAUUGAUCUACGCGGUAUUUUUGACAAUGAAAAUGAUAUGAAGCGCUUGCAAGUACUCGUAAGCGAAGGAAUAGCGCGUGGCUACGUGCGUCCUCUGUCCCGUGUAUCGUUCCCGCCCAGUGACGUCUCUCGGGCCUUCCGUCUCUUGGCUGCAAGUAGACAUCGCGGACGAGUGCUUCUUGAAAUGCAGCAGCCCAUUCCUGAUGUUAAACCCAGGCUCCAAAUAUCACCUGAAUCAUGCAAUUUGAUCAUAUCAGACGACGAUGUAUUGGCGAUACAGCUGGCUGAUGGGCUGGUCACACAAGGAGCUAAACAACUAUACAUUCAGGCGCCUUAUUCUAACGCCUUUCUCGUUAAACAGAGAUCGUGGCAAAGGGCUGGAGUACACUCAGUAAUCGACAGACAAGGACUCUGGAACAAAAAUUAUUGUGAUAUUCUCAUUAAAAAAAGUAGAGUUUUGGGGGAAAUCGAGGUGAUAUACACGAUUGUCUGUAAACAACAGAAGAACACUGAUGUUACUAAGUAUUUAAACAAUUUAAUAUCAGUCGUAGAAACCUUAGUCCCAAAUCUCAAACACCUUGCCGUUAUUGAUGUGGGUAAUAAUAUCAGUGAUGACGAAAUAAGAUCACCAAUUGAUCAUUAUCCAAACUUAACAAUUAUCAAAUCACGAGCACUUGAAACGGAGCAAGGUGCAUUAUCAAUAAAGCCAAUGCUAAAAGUACUGGAACAAGGUUUGAAAUCCAAAGAACCUGUGGUUCUGGUAUAUGAGCUUCCUAAGGAGAAUUAUUUGUUAGAAGAACUCGCUAAUAUUGCUAAAUUUUAUCUACCAACAAAUCUUAUGAAUACCCUAACUCUUAAGGAGUUCUGCAAGGACUCAAUCGCACUGAUUCCAGUGAGAGCGCACUUGCGCGAUAAGUAUCACGUCAUACUGUCUGAAGAGGAGAUACCAGAUCUUACCAUAAGCCGGAUCAAGAAACUUGAAGAAAGUCUUUUAGAAUUGACAUUUACGGAGGUCGAAGGUUUUGCAAGUUUUUACUCACCGAUAGAUGCCGAUGAACUUCAUGGUACUACGGAAAUGGUUUUUCUUCCCACAUUAUUGAAAUCGAUUCAUAUGGGGCAUGAUGAAUUUGACGUAAACCAAAAGUUCUUAUGCGUGGUACCAGGUCUGGAAGGACACAAUGGAAGAUUCACACUUUUAUGUGAGAGACUCAAGUUAUUAGCGUUAGUACUCCAACCUGCCUUGACACAUCCAAAUGAAACACUGCAGGAGUUAGCAGCUAGAUUUGCUGGGGUUUUGAUGAAAAGAACUGGUACUGUCGGUCACUUUUAUCUAAUGGGAUAUGAGACUGGUGUCAUAGUGGCGUUAGAAAUGGCUAAAAUCCUCGAGGAACAUGGUCUCAAGGGAACUGUAUUCUGUUUGGGUGGAGGACCUAAACAUGUUCUGGCGGAAGUCAAUCAUAUUCUUAACCAAUAUAAGAGCGAAGAAGAACUACAAAAUGAAUUAAUACAACACAUGCUACGAAUGAACUUGGGUAAUGAUAGUUUCAACAUUGAGCUAAAAGGCACCUGGGAGGAAAAAGUAUCUUCAUAUAUCAAAUAUCUCACGGGAAAAGUUUCUUCAUCUUUGCAAUACAGCCGAGACUACGUCUUGUGCGCAUAUGGCCGGAUAAAGCAAAUCCGACAGUGCAAAGUCCAAGUUACACCCCUAAAAUCUCAGGUCAUAUUCCUGAAAUCCAGAGUUUCAGUUGAAUUCUGUGAUUCGUUCCAGAACUAUUCUGAACAACCUGUGAUUGUUUAUGAACUGAAUACUUCUUUGGCCAAUGUGACUAAAGAUUUGCAGUGUACGGCAAUUGUUAAUAGGCAUUUAGAUGAGGAAAUUCUGCAAGCUUUUAACAGAACCAAUCUUUGCUUUACAUACAGUUGCAAGGCUAGUUCUGGUGAAGAUUAUUAA
Pieris macdunnoughi is the source of this 6882-nucleotide messenger RNA. The record is from the annotation of a GenBank genome assembly. Lineage: Eukaryota; Metazoa; Arthropoda; Insecta; Lepidoptera; Pieridae.